AUGGUGUACAACCAGCCGACCACCAGGUGCAGCUACACGCAAGCAUUGGAACGCGAGCUACGAUCCAGUUCUCGCACGCUGCGUACUUUGGACGACAGCUGUGCAGGGCUGGAGCAGAAGCUUGCGGAUCAGACCAGCAACGCCGUGGAAGUCUUGGCCGGCCGCCUGAAGGUCAAGCUACGCUUCUCUGGCAUGCGAUGCUUCAUGGCUUGGCGCCAAUGCCUUGUAGUCGAGAAAGCCCAGAGGUGGCGUGAAGCCGAGGCCAAGCGCAUCUUGGAUCAGUCGGAUGCCCAACUUCUGCGUUUGCAAGGCCGUGCCUUGCAUGCCCUCCGUGCUGCCAAGCACCGUGCAAUCGGCCUGGAGCACGUCGGGGAUAUGCUGUUUCGUUACCACAUGAAGAUUCUGCAGGUGCACCUGUUUAUGUCGUGGCGGUUACAUUGCAAGGCGGAGAACUUCUCCAAAGCUUGGCAAACCCACAAGACUGAGCUCCAGGAGCGACGCCAGGAGGUCAUUCGCCAAGCGCUGGAGUCAGACGAGGAUAUACCUGCUCCCAUUUCAGAUGAGCCGAUGCUGGUGGAUGACUCGCAGGAUCAGCUGGCCCAACUGCGUGCAGUACAGGCAGCCGCAGCUCAGGAUGCAACUGAGCGCGCGGUGCGUCGGGCCCAGGAUGAGGCCACGCAAGCAAGGCGAGGAGCCCAGGAAGCCGCGGAGCGCCUGCGGGUGGCACAGCUGGAAGCUCGUGAAUGGCUAGCUGCAUUUGACGCAGCGAGCUUGGAGCUCGCAAAGGCUCAGAGCGCAAACGAGGACGGUGCGGCCGACGAGGCCGUGGAGGAGGCUGCUGAGUAUUUGCGUGAGGUCGAGGCUGCGAAGGCGCGUGCGGAUGCAGAAGUGAUCCAACUGCAGCAGGGAGCUGCCACAGCGGCUCGCAACGCGGCCGCAGCCGAGGAGGUCCUCGAGAAAGCUAAGAGUGCAGCCGCCGCACAGCUGCGGGCCAUCGAAGCGCGGAAGGCUGCGGAGGAGAAGGUCGCCAGCAAGGCCCGGGCUGCAGCCGAGGCCGAACGAAGAGCUCAGCAGCGUGCUCACGCUGCGAAGAAGAAAGAGGCUGCUUCGCAGCGUGAAGCGAGUGCCGCGCUGCAGGCACCGGCAACGGCAGAAAAACGCCCGGCCACAGGUGUCCUGCCCUCCACAGUCCAGGCAGCUCCGCAGACCGUGCUUCAAGAACCCUCCGCAGCAACCCGAGCCUUGGUGGAGGAGGACCUGCAAAAGGAAGGCCUGCAACUAGAGGAAGAGAUGCAGAGGCACGAAAAGGAGGAAGCCGUUAAGCCUCCACAAGAAGAAGAACGCCAGAAGCAGGAAGAAGAACGACGGAAGCAGGAUGAAGCCCAACGCGAGGAAGAGAGGCUGCUUGAGGAGGAAAGGAAAAGGCAGCUCGAAGACAUGGAUCGAAGACGGGCGGAGGAGCUUCGGCAAGCUGAGGAGCGGAGAAGGUAUCAAGAGGCCAUGGAGGAAGAACAGCGGCGCCUUCGCGAGGAGGAGUUGGAAAGGGAUCGUCAGAAGGCAGAGCAGCUUGCAGACCGAAUGAGCUCCGAGCGGCAGCAGGAGCUCCUCAGCGAGUGCACCAGGCUUUGGCAAGAAGCUGCACAUGCUGUUGCAAGUGAGCGACGUCGCUUGGAGGCCCGGCGAAAGCAUGAGGAAGAAGUGCGACGCAUGAAAGAGGAGGCCGUGGCAAAGGCGGAGCGAGUGGCGGACUCUGUUGCUGAAAAGAUGUACAGGCAGCAGUGCGACUUUCUUCUACAAGAAGCAUUCAGUUGCUGGUACGAGGACCACAAGGAGGCUUCGGCAAGGAAGAAGGAGGAGCAAGCAAAGCAGGCCUACCAGGAGGAGAAGAAGCGCUUGCAGCAAGAAAGGGAUGCCCAGGCAGCAGAAUCACAGAGCCUGCGUGCGGAGGCAGAGAGGAAGGCAUUGGAAGAACACAGAAAGCUGAAGCAGCUCGAGGAAGCGCGCCGGCGAGAGAUUUACCCUGAGCACCUUUUCCUUUUCUUGAAAUUGUUGCCUUAA
Messenger RNA from Symbiodinium natans, 2058 nucleotides. The record is from the annotation of a GenBank genome assembly. NCBI's taxonomy places the organism in Eukaryota, Dinophyceae, Suessiales, Symbiodiniaceae.